Spodoptera litura is the source of this 3681-nucleotide messenger RNA. NCBI's taxonomy places the organism in Eukaryota, Metazoa, Arthropoda, Insecta, Lepidoptera, Noctuidae. The record is from RefSeq and is a predicted model, not a curated record.
UGAGACAAAUGCUUCUGAAAUGCCUUUCGGUACUGUAAUCCCGUGGAUCAUAGUACACUACAUAUUACAAAGAGAGGAGGAUCAAGGAAGAGCAAGAAUAGAUAACGACAAAGUUGUGAGUGAUGAAGAUGUUCCUAACCCAUUAAUGGUAUUAUUCAUUGCACAUGAACAACUGGGGAAGAGAGGCUGGUGUUGUAAGUCUGAAGGCAAACUGCUGUACUUUACUUUAGACACAGUAGUUCCAAGGUUGCGUUCACCAUCAUUGGCUAAAUCUUUAGAGCAGGUUGUGCAAUAUAUGGAGCAGUGUGUGUUUUGUUUGUUUGGGCAUCCUGGAAAGAAAAACAAAUUGAAAUACCUUGUAGAUCAUAAUGUACCACCUUAUACUCUAGAUUGGAAGAGAGCGCAGCAGUUGUAUGAGAUAUUCAGACCUCCAACAUUGCCUGCACUGGAGGGCAAGUUGCCCGGCAUCACUGCUGACACUGAGCAGUUAUUCCAUAAAAUACUUGCUCUGCUUCCCCCGGAAUGUGAUCCUCAGAAAUACCUUCCAGACAUCGAGAGAUACAUUAAAGGUCUGGACGAUAAAAUGCCUCACGCUCCAUCUCUACUACCAUAUAAAAUGAAGGAUAUUUACUUUUUGUUGGGAGACUAUUAUUACAAAAGAGAAGAAGGCAAGUUAGGAAUAAAGUUUAACAUGCUAGACGUUGCUCUGAAUAACGACAGAGUGGAAUCAUGGGCACGUAUAUCUCUCGCCAAAAGUGUAAAUUUAGAAAGAAUGUUGAAUUCCUGUAAAAAUCUCAAUCAUGAAAGAGAAUUUCUAAACCCCGCAAAAUCAGUGAUACGAUGUUACAAGAGAUGUAUGGAGCUGGAUCCUACCAACUGCGAUAUGUGGACAGAAUAUGGCAUGUUCGCGUAUUACGUACACUCGUUCUGUUCUCGAGUCUUGAAACAAGCGAGUGAAUCUCUAAGCAUGGAAGAUUUUGAGUCUUUAGAAAAACUGAAUGAAGACAUGUUAGAUAUUACACAUAAAAGCUUCAUUACCGUGCAGAAUCAACUUAACAAUAGUUCGGAGUCCGACAAAAUAAAUGAUGAGUCGUGGCUACACUUCUAUAUGUUAGGGAAAGUGAGUGAGAAACGUAACAAUCCACCUUCAGUAUAUUUAGAUUACUAUAUGAAAUCCGUAAAAAGUUUACAAGAAAGUAACGCAACGUACCCUUCGAAGAUUAAUUACAAUACGCCAACACACUUAUGUGUAGAAGUAUUAGAGUUACACUACCGGAUCCACGCAUCGAUAUUGAAGUAUAUAGAACAACACGAGAGCAAACCAAUACCUGCAUCAGUAGGCAAGGUACUCUCCACGUGUAUUGAAGACUGGAAAAAAGGUCCGUUUACAAGAAAGCCUAAAAAGGACGGUCCUGUAGAAAUGGAAACGAAUACCGAACCCAAACCUGCGGAACCUGUUCACGCAGCUAAUAUUCUCAAACGGUCUAUUAGCGACGCUGGUGAAGAAGAAUCUCAUGAAGCUAAAAGACUAAAGAUGGAAGCAGCGGCAGCUAAAGUUAGGCGGUCAGCUUCGUAUGACACUGAAAGAAAAUCUAAAGAACCGAUUAAACAGAGUUUAGAAGUCACUGAAACAAAAACAAUUGAGACCACGGAGGAGAAGAAACAGGACGUUACAAGCGAGAAUUUGCCACAGACUACUCUCCCGCCGCCGCCAACACCAACAGAACCUACCAAAGAAGUAACACCUGAGAUAGAAAAACAUUCAGAAGAGAAAAAAGAUGAAACGGAUGGUGAGAAGAAGGAGGAUAGUUCAAGUAGCACAUCUUCUUCAUCGUCGUCGUCAGAUUCCAGUUCGAGUGAAACAUCAUCGGACAGCAGCAGCGACUCUACUACCGACAGUGACGCAUCCAAGUCGUCGAAUGACGCUAAACCAAUGGUAGAUGAUGAGAUCAUGAAGAUAGUGUCAGCCUGUUUAGACGCGCUGGAAGACUGCGCCAGCCGGUUCCCACCACAUUAUAAGGCCAUUUACAGACUCGCCCAUUAUCACUUUUAUUAUAAAAAGGGUAAAGAUAUCGAAAGAUGUCGAGAUCUCAUGUUAUCCAAUUUCACUUCAAGAUCUGGUCACAAAAUGGGAGGAUUAUUCAGUGAAAGGAAACCCUCUAACUUUUUUAAUAAUAUAUGGAGAAUACAGAUUGCAGAGGUUGACAGGCCAGGUAGCUUCACAUUGCACAUGAAUCGAUCUGUACUCCUCACAAUGGAGAUAUUGAAAGAAAUAGACGAUCACAAAACACUUUUGGAACUCAGUAUUGUUUUACAGAAGAUACCAGAACUUGACAAAAAGUAUGUGCGCGACUCUGAUAGAGAGGAACUGUCUCAGCAAGCAUUCUCACUGUGCGUACAAUCUUUGAAAGGACAACUGAUCAAAUUCAGCCAACAAGCUGAUUUGAAGAUCAACGAGGUGGAGCGGCAAGCUCUUAACAGUUUUAUGUUGGAUAUUUACAGAGCUUAUUUAAAAGUCCAGAAACAACCGAAUGCUAAACAAUUCACGAACUUAAUAGUUGAGGGUUACAAGUUGCUUAGAAAUGAUCCCAUCCCGGAGAAUAUUAAUGCAGUUGAUUUAAGUUUGAAAUACUGUCAUAAGAUGCUUCUCAAAAUUAAGAGUGACGCCAUGAUGGCUAGUGUGGAUAAAAGUCAGAAUGCUCAGAAGAAACAAGCUGCUAAGGCUGCUGUUGCCGAGACUUCAAAAGCUCCCGCUCCAAGCGUGCCAAGAGUUGAAAGUCUACCAAAGCCGGAGCAGAAAGCACCACCACCUUCAACUUCUGCGGCGAGCUCGAGUUUACCAAAAAUGUCGCCGCAUGAAAUGGCCGCCGCUUUCCAGAGCUACUUGCCGAUGUUGAACGACCCUGUACUGUCACAGCAGACGGCAGCCGCCUUGUCUUUGUCCUACUUAUCGAACAUGAGCGUUUUUAGCGCAUACCCGUCAUUACAGAACACGUUACAGAAUACUCUGCAGAAUUCUUUCCAAGCCGAGUUCUACCGUCAGUUCUUAGGGCAGAGCUUCCCGUCCUUUAUGCCGCCUGCAAAGAAACAGAAACGUGGCCCUAAGCCGGGUUCCGUGCGGUCUACCAACCCACAGAUGAAGACUUCCAAGUCGUUCACUGCGCCUACAAUGCCUUCGACUAGUAAAGCUAUUCCGACGCCCGUAAUAAGUUCUUUGCAGAAGUCUAACUCUACACCCAUGACUCCCAGUAUGGGGUCAGUGCUGCAGAACUUGCCAGCCUCGAUGUCGGCCAACCUAACUUCAUUUCCGACUCACUCUUCGUCACACUCGACUCACUCUAUGCCGGCGCAGGCGCACAUGUCUACAGCGUCCACUGUGAACGCGGCGAUACAUACAAAGCCGCCGAUGCCACACCAGCAAGUCAGUCCGGGGAAGACUCUGCAAGAGAAACUGGCGGAGCGUCAGAAGCAUCUCCCUAUUUCUAAGAAUCAUGAGAUCAAUGCAUCUAUUAGUAAGCUGCCUUCCUCUCUCACUAUAACUAAGACCUCAGUACCUAAACCCGCGCCUAAGAAGCCGGAAGCUAAGAAACAGCUGCCGUUUACUGAGAGACCCAAACCCAUCACGUCGGACGAGGUCAUUGUACUCGAUGAUGAUUAAAUUAUGAUUAUUUAUAUCUAAAG